GGGAAGCCUGGGAGUUCAGAGUAGCUCAGGCAAGGUGUAAAACAGGUGGAUAUCAGUAAACGUUUGCAGCGGAUUUACUGUUACAGAAGAGGUCAACUGCUGAAGGUCGUGUCAGUUUCAGAGCUGUGUCGAAGCCAAAUUCAGAUUCUUCAGAGGCUUUCCUGAUGGCAUCCAAUAUCACCACCACCGCUGCCGCAGCCGCUGCCGCCUCUCUGUCCAUCAGCCACCUGGUCGGCAUUAUUAUCCUGACCCUGGCGUUUGUACUGGGUUUCCCCGGCAACCUGUUUGUGGUUUGGUCCGUGGCCUGCCAGGUGAAGAAGCGCUCAGUGACCUGUUUGUUGAUAGUGAAUUUGGCUAUUGCGGAUGCUUUCGUGCUGCUCAGUGCCCCUUUUUUCCUGCGCUACCUGGCUGGAGGUCGGGGCUGGGAGUUUGGAUCGGCAGCCUGCAAACUGGUGCAUUACCUGUCAAAUGUGAACAUGUAUGUGUCCAUCUACCUCAUCUGCCUGAUGAGCAUGGACCGCUGGCUGGCCGUAACCAGGCCUUUUAUGUCCCAGAGAAUGAGAACCAAGCGCUCCCUGUUGGUUCUCCUGCUGGUGGUCUGGGUGAUGGCAUUCAUCCUGUCGCUGCCGAUGCCUUUCUACCGCAGUAAUCUGGGGAAACUAGGAUCAAACAAUGUCACUUUGUACUAUUGUAUUCCGUACCACUGGAGGAGCGUGGGUCACGAAGUCUUCCAGUACGUGUUUGAGACCGUCAUGGGCUGCCUGGUGCCUUUUUCCCUCCUCACCACCUGUUCCGCCUCCAUCAUCUGCCGUCUGAAAAGCGCCAAGUUCAAUCGCAGAAGACAAGGCAGCCGCCUCAUCCUGCUGAUCAUGUGUGCUUUUGCAGUAUUCUGGCUGCCCUAUCACAUUGUCAACAUCAUACAGGUCGUCGGUCAGUUGCUGGACAGUGCUUCAGUGAUGGCCGCUGCCAAAACAGCCCGACCAAAUGUCAUAGCCUUUGCUUACUUCAGCAGCGCUGUCAACCCCAUACUCUACGUGUUUGCCGGCAGCUCCCACAUCCGCCAGGCCGGCCUAGGCUUCAUGGGUAAGCUCUUCGAGGCCACAAACUCAGAGAGCAGGACCACGUCUACUUUCACCCGCGGCGGCCACACAAGCAGCUCUUCACCGGAUGAUGGCUCUGUCCUGCACACGCUAUCAACAAAACUGGGAAGGCCUUUCAAAGGCAAGAACAAGGACAGGAGCAGCAGCAUGGCGGGAAAAGAGGUCGACGAGCCUGAGCUCAAGACUAUGGCCAGUGUUGACCAGACAGAGUACAGCACUUAAGCUCUCCUCCAAAUGCAAGCUGUUUUCUUUGGACUACUUUUUUAUUAAUGAAUUAUACAGACUUUGUUGACUCCAAAUUUGUAUUUAUGACCUUUUUCUAUACAUAACUUUUAUAUCCAGGAAGAUUAUUGAACAACGAUCAGAUGGAUUUCCAUGAAAUUUGGUAGAAAAACUCAAAAUCCCCAGUAGGGCUGUCCAAUAUACCAUUUUAGAGACUGUGAAGCUUCAGUUAUAAUCAC
Epinephelus lanceolatus (giant grouper) is the source of this 1561-nucleotide messenger RNA. It is a transcript of the gene ltb4r, whose product is annotated as leukotriene B4 receptor. The record is from RefSeq and is a predicted model, not a curated record. Gene Ontology annotation, molecular function: complement receptor activity; leukotriene receptor activity. NCBI's taxonomy places the organism in Eukaryota, Metazoa, Chordata, Actinopteri, Perciformes, Serranidae. Gene Ontology annotation, cellular component: plasma membrane. Gene Ontology annotation, biological process: complement receptor mediated signaling pathway; inflammatory response; phospholipase C-activating G protein-coupled receptor signaling pathway.